CUGUUUUUGUUUCUAAACAUUUAAGAAGUAUGAACUUGCAAGAUAAGAAAAAGAAAAAGAGAAGAGCAGCAGCUGCUACUGCCACGUUAACAAACAAUGAUUCCAAUGAAGAAAGCUCCAGUGACAGUGAAGAAAAUGCUUCAAGUGAUGAGGACACAGAUAGCGUUGAGAACAUUAAUGUUGAAUUUGAAGCACAAACUCCAGUGGAUAAUGAUUUCCAUGGAAUAAAGCAACUUCUUUUAAGGGUGUUUCUCACGUUGCACUUAGAUAUUUCAGAAUUAACUGAUAUUAUUAUUUCACAGUCCUCGAUUGGCAGUACAAUAAAAAUCGUUGAUGAUGAAGAAGAUGAAAUUUAUGGUAUCGUUUCUGUGCUUAGUUUAAAAAAGUACAAAGAAAAGACAUGCAUAAAGGAACUUAAAAAAGAAUUACUAUCAAAAUGUAAAUCUUCCUCUCAUGAGUUGUCAACCAAACUGAAGAAAUUAUUUAACGAGAAAAAUAUUGGCUUUAUUGUCAACGAAAGGUUUAUCAAUAUUCCUUCACAGAUUGCUGUUCCAUUUCAUAACUCCAUUUGGGAGGAAGUAGAGCAAGCAAAAUCUGAGGACAAGCUGCACGAUUUCGAUUAUUUAAUGUUGUUAUCAAAAACAUUAAAACCUUCUUCAAUAGAACCUCAGAAAAAAGAAGGUGAAGGUAGUAAAGCCAAGAAAAAAAAGAAACAAGAGAAUAAUUCGGAAGUGGAAUAUACAAAUUUUGAGGAUGAACUGUUUUUUAAGGAGUCCGAACUGAGUUUUAGUUACAAUGUUACAGAAGCAACUGGUCUUGCAGUCGGAGGCAGUUGGAAUUUCGAAGAUCAGACAAUGAAUUCUUAUAGGACUGUUAUGCUUAUUCCAACAACAAAAUGGAAAAAUGUAUUGACUGAAAUUGAGAAGAUGGUUGAUUAAUUAGA
Hydractinia symbiolongicarpus is the source of this 943-nucleotide messenger RNA. RefSeq names its product BRCA2 and CDKN1A-interacting protein-like. Lineage: Eukaryota; Metazoa; Cnidaria; Hydrozoa; Anthoathecata; Hydractiniidae. The transcript has 8 exons. Bases 30 to 938 code for a protein of 302 amino acids. Gene Ontology annotation, cellular component: nucleus. The record is from RefSeq and is a predicted model, not a curated record.